AUUUUCUCUUCUUUCUUCUUUCUUCUCUAGAGAGAGAGAGAGAGAGAGAGAAUCUCCUUUUUCUCUCUCUAAAACCAGGGAGAGAGAGAAGGGAAUGUUCGAAAAGCCCUUCUUCUCAUCUCCGCUAGGUUGAAGACCUGGAGAAAGGCGGAAAAGAAGAGAAAAGGAGGGAUUUUUUUGGGGGUUGAAGUGUUAGGGUUUGGGGUUUGGGAUGGGGGGGAUGGAUCCAGGGUUGUUGGAUGAUAUCAUAAGGAGGUUGUUGGAAGUUCGGGGAAGUAGGCCGGGGAAGCAGGUGCAGCUCUCGGAGGGUGAGAUCCGUCAGCUCUGUAUCGUUUCCAGAGAUAUCUUUGCGAAGCAACCUAAUCUCCUUGAACUUGAGGCUCCAAUCAAGAUUUGCGGUGACAUUCAUGGCCAAUAUUCUGACUUGCUAAGGCUGUUUGAAUAUGGUGGAUUCCCUCCGGAAGCCAAUUAUCUCUUUUUAGGUGAUUAUGUUGAUAGAGGGAAGCAAAGCCUUGAAACAAUAUGCCUUCUGUUGGCCUAUAAGAUUAAGUAUCCGGAGAACUUCUUUCUUCUGAGAGGGAAUCAUGAAUGUGCAUCUAUAAACCGAAUCUAUGGAUUUUAUGAUGAAUGCAAGCGUAGGUUUAAUGUGAGUAUCUGGAAAAUCUUCACAGAUUGUUUCAACUGCCUGCCAGUGGCAGCCGUUAUAGAUGAGAAGAUCAUCUGCAUGCAUGGGGGUCUUUCCCCAGACUUGCAUAGUUUGGAUCAAAUCAGACAUUUGGCCCGCCCUACUGAUGUUCCUGACACUGGUUUGCUCUGUGAUCUUCUCUGGUCUGAUCCUAGUAAAGAUAUUCAAGGAUGGGGGAUGAAUGAUAGGGGAGUUUCGUUUACCUUUGGACCUGAUAAAGUUUCAGAGUUCCUUAAAAAACAUGACCUUGACCUUAUUUGCCGUGCUCACCAGGUCGUGGAGGAUGGAUACGAAUUCUUUGCUAACAGACAACUUGUGACAAUAUUUUCAGCACCUAAUUACUGUGGCGAAUUUGAUAAUGCUGGUGCUAUGAUGAGUGUUGAUGACACUCUAAUGUGCUCGUUUCAGAUAUUAAAACCUGCAGAAAAGAAGCCUAAGUUCAGUUUUGGAAGUACAACUACAACUAAAGCAGGAACACCCCCGCCUGGAGUGAAGUCAUUCCUCGGAGCGAAGGCGUAAGAACUGCUAUGAUCACAAACGGCAUAGCUGCGCCAUUCAUGGUAAUUCAGCCGAAGCGAAAGCUUUAGCUUAUCGGUCUGUGACAAAUAUGUGUAAAUUAGCUCAUGGAUCAUGCUUUGUUGUCCAUACAUUAUCGGCUUAACCCAAAUCUCGGUUGAUACUUUAAAUUUCCGCAUUCUUUGUCAGACAUUAUUAUGCCAGAGAAAGGUGAGGAAAUACUUGAAAACUCGAAUUCCGAAAAUAAUGUAAUAAGUUGUUUCUGAUUCUUCGCCCUGUUGAAGUCUCUGCCAUCUAGAGAUAUUGCUUUAGCAGGACUUUGGACAGGCAAUAAGUGAUUGAAUUAA
Molecule: messenger RNA, 1548 nt
Organism: Dioscorea cayenensis subsp. rotundata (Guinea yam)
Lineage: Eukaryota; Viridiplantae; Streptophyta; Magnoliopsida; Dioscoreales; Dioscoreaceae
Product: serine/threonine-protein phosphatase PP1-like
Exons: 4
Coding region: 212-1204 (330 amino acids)
Cellular component (GO): nucleus; cytoplasm
Molecular function (GO): protein serine/threonine phosphatase activity
Source: RefSeq, a predicted model, not a curated record